Molecule: messenger RNA, 1665 nt
Organism: Saccharomyces eubayanus
Lineage: Eukaryota; Fungi; Ascomycota; Saccharomycetes; Saccharomycetales; Saccharomycetaceae
Gene: MIH1
Product: putative tyrosine protein phosphatase MIH1
Exons: 1
Coding region: 1-1665 (554 amino acids)
Biological process (GO): protein dephosphorylation; positive regulation of G2/M transition of mitotic cell cycle; G2/M transition of mitotic cell cycle
Cellular component (GO): cytoplasm; nucleus
Molecular function (GO): protein tyrosine phosphatase activity
Source: RefSeq, a predicted model, not a curated record
AUGAAUAAUAUAUUUCAUGGAAACAACGAUGAAUAUGCAAACGAAGGUACUCUGAGUUCUCAAAAAAUCUCCUUGAAAAGUCCAUUCGGUAAGAAGAAGAACAUAUUCAAAAAUGUCCAGACAUUUUUCAAGUCCAAGAGUAAACAUUCGCCUGCCAAUGAUGAUUUGGUUAAUGAAGACCAUCUUUCAUUCCAUAACUCUCCACUAUUGACUGGAUCCAGUGAUCAUGAAAUAGAUAUUCCUUCACCAACGAUAACACAGUUCGAUCGCCAUGGUGAGCACGAUGAAAAUGAGGAUGAUGAUAUAGUAUUAAAUAUGCAUUUUGCUUCUCAAUCUUUACAAAGUCCAACCAGGAAUUCAUCGAGAAGAUCUUUAACUAACACUAAAGAGAAUGACCUAUUAAAUAGGAUCAAAUACCCAAGAAGCCCCCAGAGGUCCAGCUCAUUUUCGAGAUCAAGAUCACUAUCAAGAAAAACGAGUAUGAAUAGUAGUAGUAAUUCCAGCAAGAGGGUACAAAGACAGGAUGGAAAAAUCCCAAGGUCGUCAAGGAAAAGCUCACAGAAAUUCUCACAUAUUUCUCAAAAUUUCACUUCAGUAUCAUCCAGUCCACUGGCUUUCGAUUCGACAAAGGAAAAGUGUUACGAGUCAUGCCUGGGGAAAACACAAAUACCAUAUUACUAUGAUGACCAAAAUUCAAAUGAUUUUUUCCCUCGUAUAUCUCCAGAAACAUUGAAAAACAUCAUGCAGAAUAAUAUAUGCCAGCCAUUUUACAAUUCGUGUUGUAUUGUAGACUGCCGAUUUGAAUAUGAGUAUACAGGCGGCCACAUUAUGAAUUCGAUUAACAUACACUCUAGGGAUGAUAUAGAGAACGAAUUUAUCCAUAAAGUUCUGCAUGGUGAUACUCACAAUAGGAAUAAGAACAACAACAAUCUACCAACUCUACUAAUUAUUCAUUGCGAAUUUAGUUCCCAUCGAGGGCCGCUAUUGGCAUCCCAUUUGAGAAAUUGCGAUCGUAUAAUAAAUCAGGACCAUUAUCCCAAGUUAUUUUACCCUGACAUACUGAUAUUGGAUGGCGGAUAUAAGGCAGUUUUUGAUAAUUUCCCUGAAUUAUGUUAUCCAUGCCAGUACGUUGGGAUGAAUUCGCAGGAAAAUCUGUUAAAUUGUGAACAGGAAAUGGAAAAGUUUAGAAAGGAAUCCAAAAAAUUUGCUACAAAAAAUAAUUCCUUUAGGAAAUUAGCCUCCCCUUCAAAUCCUAACUUCUUCUAUAAGGAUAACCCCCAAUCUUCGAUGACUACAGCAUCGUCAGCAUUAUCAUUUAAAUUUGAACCGCCUCCAAAACUAUCUCUAAAUCACAAAAGAGUUUCUAGUGGUUCGUCAAUAAAUUCAAGUGAAAGUACAGGAGAAGAAAAUUUCUCUCCCAUAUUCAGUAAAUCCUCCAUGAGCAGCAACAGUAAUUUAAGUACUUCUCAUAUGUUAUUAAUAGAUGGCUUGGACAACUCAUCAUAUUUUAGUUUUGAGGAUGACAGAAGCACCAACCGGCAAGCAGAUCAAGGUGAUGAUCAAGGCGAACAGGAUUUUACUUUUGUUGGUUCAGAUCGUGAAGAUUUUCCUAGACCUGCUAGAAGAUCGUUAUUUCCUUCUUUCCAAAACGAUGAGAAAAAUUGA